Seriola dumerili (greater amberjack) is the source of this 1687-nucleotide messenger RNA. RefSeq names its product C-X-C chemokine receptor type 1-like. Gene Ontology annotation, molecular function: C-X-C chemokine receptor activity. Lineage: Eukaryota; Metazoa; Chordata; Actinopteri; Carangiformes; Carangidae. Gene Ontology annotation, biological process: immune response; G protein-coupled receptor signaling pathway; neutrophil chemotaxis. The record is from RefSeq and is a predicted model, not a curated record. Bases 48 to 1121 code for a protein of 357 amino acids. Gene Ontology annotation, cellular component: membrane. The transcript is spliced from 2 exons.
CUGUUGUCAUCUUCGAAAGCUGUAACCAAGCCUCUGCAGGAGGAGUCAUGUCACUCAGCUAUGUCUUCACAGAAGAACUCUUUGAUGAACUGAAUUAUACCUUCUCCAUCGAUCAAACAUUCGACAUUGAUCCAAAGACAUUACCAUGUGAGACAACACCGCUGGAGCCUAAAGCAGCUCUGAUCCUGUGUUUCAUCCUCAUAGCCAUCUUUUUCCUGGCAAUACCAGGAAACCUAUUGGUGGGGUUGGUGAUCGGCACCAGCAGACAGCCCCUGACUCCGUCGGAUGUGUAUUUGUUUCAUCUGACAAUAGCAGAUGGUCUGAUGGCCCUCACCCUCCCAUUCUCGGCUGUAGCAUUGGUCCAAGGAUGGAUCUUUGGAGACUUCUUGUGCAAGUUCCUCAGCCUCAUCAUCGAAGCAAACUUCUACACCAGCAUCAUCUUCCUGGCCUGUAUUAGCAUUGAUCGUUACCUUGCGAUCGUGCACGCCGGUGAGAGCAUCAGAAACCACCAGAAAACUUGCAGCCGGAUCCUUUGUGCAGCAAUCUGGGCCUUUGGUGGGGCCCUCAGUCUGCCUGCACUUUUCAAUGAAACCUACAAGUUUGACAAAGACUCAGAGAGGUUGGUUUGCUCUGAAAGCUUUGACUUUGGCAGUGCCUCUUCAUGGAGGCUUGCCACACGCUUUUUCCGCCAUUUCUUUGGUUUUUUGCUCCCUCUGUGUAUUAUGCUGACCUGCUACAGCAUCACCAUCGCAAGGCUGCUGCGAACUCGUGGUUUCCAGAAGCACCGAGCAAUGAAAGUGAUCAUAGCCGUGGUGAUUGCAUUUGUGCUGUGCUGGACGCCGUACCACAUAACCAUGAUAGUAGACACGAUCCUGAGGGCCGAUAUGGUGCAAUUUAACUGUGCUAUGAGGAAGUCAGUGAACGUGGCUUUGGUUGCGACCAACUCUCUGGCUCUGCUCCACAGCUGCAUCAACCCUGUCCUCUAUGCAUUCGUGGGAGAGAAAUUCAGGAAAAAAAUGUUGCUGCUUUUUCAGAGGAAGCUCAGGCAGGAGAGGGUGUCAGGGACAAGGUUCAGCAGGUCGACAUCUCAGACAUCAGAUGGAAACGGAGCUGUUCUCUGAAACCUUGGUGGACUUUUUUAUGUACAGCAUACCUUUAUAUUUAUUGUUGUUCCCCCCUAGGCUACUGUAAAUUCUCCCUUGUGCCAGUGUAAAAGCGGUGAGGUUUGAAAUAACAUCAGUUAUUAGAGUAUAGGUCCCUUUUUUCUCUUGGCCAGGGAUCAAGUAAUUUCUAUCUGAAAACUGCUUGAUGACACUGUAUAGGAUAUUUCAGUAUGCAUGUACCCGACUGUCUCUGAUCUGAUCUACAUUUGGAUAAUGUGGUAUACUGCUGCCAUCUAGUGAGCUCACUCUCACCUACACAUCUAUUAUUAAAAACUUGUAUUUCCAGCCUCUGAUUUGAUCAAGUCCGUGUUUAUAUUUCUUAUUACCGUAAGUAUUUUUGUUGUUCAAGAGUAGAUCAGCCUUUCUGUGGAUCUGUAUGCUUCUUGUGUUUUUAAGCAAUGUACAUACUGUAGCAGACUUUCCUAUGUACUGUAUUUCUAUUUAUUUGUAUGAGCUUAAAAGUUUGUAUAUAUUGCUGUUUUUCUCAGUAAAAGUAAAAAACUUUGCAACCUUCCCUGAAAUGA